GGGAACCUGCUAAUAAAAUCGUCGGAAUUACGAUCUUGUUCGACUGUUCCUUAUCCCACCCCCACUCACAGAGAGGCCAAGAGAGGCGAGAGUAGAAAUAUAAACACCAUCUGCAGAUUGUGUCGUGAAAUCGUUGAUUCCGAACGCGGCGGUCGUCCAGAUCACUUGAAUUAAGCGUCAAAAGUGCUCGUUCAAACGAAAACUGUUUUCACGAAGAUAUUGCGAGGAUGUUUCCGAUGGUGCAGUUGACGAUUUUUGCCGUAUCUCUUAACAGCCUCGCCGUAUUGGCUGCCUCCGAUGUGGAACUGCAGCUGCUUCACGUGGUAUUUCGCCAUGGUGACAAAGUGCCCCAUCGAGAAUUCCAAAACUAUCCUAAUGAUCCGCAUCGCGAACACUCUUAUUAUCCAAUGGGAAACGGCGAUUUGACCAAUCAAGGCAAGAUGCGAGAGUAUAAAAUUGGAACGAUGCUGCGCGAGAGAUACGAUCAAUAUUUCGGGCCGGAUUAUUGGCCGGCCAAGAUCUAUGCCCGAUCUACAGACGUCCCGCGGACCCAGCUGUCUCUCCAGUUAGUUCUGGCGGGAUUAUUCCCGCCCUCCGAGAGGCAAACCUGGAAUCCGCACUUGCCCUGGAUUCCGACAUGGACGUUCUUCGUGCCGUACAAGACUGACAACCUCUUGUUUCCGCAUUACUGCUAUCAUUAUAGAGAAGAAUAUCAACGGUUCCUUCAGUUAGACAGUACGAAAGAGAUGAUUAAUAAAUAUAAGAAUGUAAUGGAUUAUUUAACGGACCACACUGGUAAAUUGAUUAACACUACGGACGCAGUUGGUCACUUGUACAAUUUACUAAAGGAAGAGGCUGCGCAAAACUUGACACUACCAAAGUGGACCCAAAAUGUUUUUCCGAAUCCGAUGAAAGAUAUAAUAGAGUUGGACUUCAAACUUCGAUCAUAUACGAAAAACCUGAAGAGAUUAAAUGGAGGCACGCUGCUUCGCAAAAUGGUGGACGACAUUCAGGAACUCCGAGAGGGAAAGUUAUCACAUGACAGGAAAGCUUUUUUAUUUGGUGGCCACGAAAUCAACGUAGCUUCCCUCGCUUAUACUUUAGGAACAAAUGAACCAACGGUACCAUCUUAUGGCGCCACGAUCAUUCUAGAGACUCUUCGGGAUAAGAAAGGAAUUUACUAUAUCCGGGUUUUACUGUGGACUGGGGUUACGAAAGAAUUGAAGAUACAGACGAUCCCAGGCUGCGCGGAGAUAUGUCCCUUCGAGGACUUCCUCGACAUCGUGAGGGACGUUCUGCCCAAUGACGACGAGUACUACUGCCGGCGGGAUAAAACGCAGGAUUUUAAACCUAACGCGCAUCAUCGAUCCUCCGCAACGUGCAUCACCGACGACAGAUCUUGGCGGUACAUCUUUCUCACCGUUCUACUCGCGUUCACGUCGAAAUUCAAAAGUGCAAAAGUGAUCUCGAUCGACUAGCAGCCAGCAUUCCAGAUAAUAUUUAUAUUUCUCCUUUUAAUUUUCCUCCCCCGCAGAGAGCGAGAUAAGAGAGCGGAGACCACGUGACCUUAACCUUUAAUUAAAGGGAAAUAGUUGCGAAAAUGAUCAACGGCAGCACGCCGUUUCUGACCGAUACCCAUAUCGGAAAACCCAUAUCGAAAUACUUGGCCGAACUAUGAGAGCAACGCUCGGGGAGCCGAACGAGGUUGCGGCUGUGCGUUUCGCUGCGCGUGUUGCGGUUAGCGCGUUGAUGCAUUUUACCGCACGCGUUGUUACACCAUCGCGUUAUACACGGACCACUGUACAUAUGUAAAUAGUUAUCGAUUUAAUCGUAGUCGAUAUUGUAAUUAUUGAGAAACAAACAUCUCUCACUCGUAGACGCGCAUCAAGAAUAUCGCCUAUCAAGAACAGUGGAUCUUUCGACAUCCAUGUAGGAUGUCGAUUGAUCACUCACAAGCGUCCAUAAUCAAAUGUCAUCAAUAAAAAUCAUUUGCGAUCAUCGUA
Pogonomyrmex barbatus (red harvester ant) is the source of this 2003-nucleotide messenger RNA. RefSeq names its product venom acid phosphatase Acph-1. Gene Ontology annotation, molecular function: phosphatase activity. Gene Ontology annotation, biological process: dephosphorylation. The record is from RefSeq and is a predicted model, not a curated record. NCBI's taxonomy places the organism in Eukaryota, Metazoa, Arthropoda, Insecta, Hymenoptera, Formicidae.